This is a messenger RNA of Frankliniella occidentalis (western flower thrips), 1164 nucleotides long. Its product is annotated as protein takeout-like. Lineage: Eukaryota; Metazoa; Arthropoda; Insecta; Thysanoptera; Thripidae. The coding region runs from base 121 to 915 and encodes 264 amino acids. The record is from RefSeq and is a predicted model, not a curated record. The transcript is spliced from 5 exons.
GCGAUCCGCGGGGAGUCCAGAGUCAGGCAGGCCACUUGUCCGCUCCGCACACCGUCGCAGAGUCGCCCGCUCCAGCGCGCCAACGCACCGCGUCCUGCUCUGCAGCUGCACACCUUCACCAUGUCGCCCGCCCGCCGCUCGCACCUCGCCGUCAUCCUGGAGGUGGCCGUGGCGACCCUCCUCCUCGUCGUCCUCUGCGCCCCGCCCUCCAGCGCGUCGUCCAAGCUGCCCGCCGACUUCAAGCGCUGCCGCGCCGACGACCCCGACAUCAGCGGCUGCCUGCGGCUCGCCGUGGAGGACGCGUUCCGCAAGAUGAAGAACGGCAUCGCCAGCCUCGGGGUGCUGCCCGUGGACCCGCUCAAGGUCGACCGCAUCAAGAUCAACCAGGGCCAGGGCAACGUCAACAUCAACAUGGACCUCAGGAACAUGACCAUCUUCGGCCUGGCCGCCACCAGGAUGACCAACUACAGUGCGGACAUCGCCAGCGGCAUCCUGCGCACCGAGUCCCUGACGCCGGCGCUGCGCAUGGAGUUCAACCACGUCGUGAGCGGGCGCAUCCUGCUGCUGCCCAUCCGGGGCGCCGGCCCGGGCAGCAUCGUCCUCAACGAGGUCGUCACACACCACUACCUCAAGUCCACCCCCAAGACCAAGAAGGACGGCAAGACGUACUGGACCUUGCAGCAGUACAAAGUCAAAUUCGUCCCCAAGACCAUCAGCAUGGACUUGAAGGGGCUCUUCGGAGACGAAGGCAGACUUGGUGGUCAGCUCAACACGUUCCUGAACCAGAACGCCCUCACCAUUUUCGAGGAGAUCGGCGGCGCGUUUGAGGACGCGUUCGGCGCCGUGUUCAAGGACAUCACCAACCGCGUGUUCAGCAAGGUGCCGCUCAACGAGAUCUUCAUCCAGCCCAAGUAGAGCCACAGCCUCCGCGUCAUCUCUCAUACGUCCAGAAUCAUCGUUAGCGCUCGUCGAGGAGGGCUCUCUGCCUUCACCUCGUCCUCAUUAUCGACAUCUCCAAAGAAACCUUCUCUCUUCGACCACGACGGCUAACGAGCGCGCGUCCAUAGUCGCUGCCCGCUGGUGUUAGUUUUAGGACAUUUUUUCUGUGAUAAGCCUGGACCCGUCGAUGGGGAAAUAAAUGUUAAAAGUGUGUCGACUGACAAA